CAUUGAAUCUGCGCGGAGGUAAAAGCAGCACCAGAAAGGAGGUGUUUUGAUUGGCUACGGCGCCAUCUCUUCUCCCGCAGCAACGGCUCCAGAUAAACUUCCAACGUUAUCAACAUCAAACUGAGGCUCCCAAAAUCAAAAGUUUACAUAUGCUGUAAAAUCCCCGUCACAGAACACCGCGUCAUCCUUCUUUCUAGUAAUUACAAAUCCUGAAACGCAUGCUAUCGACAAUACUCUUGAAUGAGGGAACAGCUAUCCAACACCUAUUCACCUAGUGACUCAAGCCAGGUGUCCUCCGCCAAGGGCUCUCCGCAAAGAUGGACGCUGCAGGGCUUUUCGCAAAACUCCUAGACCGCGUCCAGUUCGAAUUCAGUGUGUGCAAACCCCUCAUACCGACAUACAGCCAUCUUGUAGUGUCCGCUCUCUUCCCCAUCUACAUCGGAGCCCAUGCGUCCUUGACAAGACCGUCGUCGGCAGCCAAGCCAACCAAACCCAAGCGCAAACGUUCAAACAAUAGUGAUGGGGAAAAUCAGGAAGACAGUGACGAAGAGGACGAGGAGGAUGAAGAGGAGGAAUCAAGCGUGAAGAGAAUGGAAGGCCUCGAGCCAUCUGACGCCAUCAUGUUCCCCAUCAUGGCCGGCCUGACGCUGUGUGGCCUAUAUCUCCUGAUCAAAUGGGUGGAGGACCCAGCCAUCCUCAACAAGUUCCUAGGUUUUUAUUUCUCGCAGGCGGCCCUUGUCUUUGCCGUCGCGUUUAUGCGGGAUGGGUUUUCGCUUUUGCAAUCUUUGAUUUUCCCAUCCCGCUACGCUCUAGGUGGGCGUAUGUGGAAAGCAAACCAGCGCAAGAGGGUUUUUGUACCCGUUGGAGAUGACGACUUGCCCCUGGCAGAUAUAAACGAGGAGGAGCGUCGCAAGUCCCCUCUUCCAGGUUAUCUAGGUAACAUUCCCUUGCCAGCCUCGUUUCUAAAUACCCUCUGGGACAUACGCAACUUUCUCUAUACAAGAGCAACGCUACGAGCCUACAUCCACGCCAUCGUCGAAGCCAAAAGCCGCUUCACAAUCUUAGACGUCAUAAGCAUUAUUAUCGCGCUCGCGGCCGUGUAUUUCUUUACUUUUGUGUCGAAGCCGUGGUGGUUAACCAAUUUCCUCGGCUUCAGCGUCUCCUACGGCGCCAUGCAGUUCAUGUCGCCCACGACGUUCGGGACGGCCUCCCUGGUCCUUGGCGCCUUGUUCUUUUACGAUAUUUAUUUCGUCUUCUUCACCCCGUUAAUGGUUACCGUUGCCAAAAGUCUGGAUAUACCCAUCAAGUUGGUCUUCCCGCGCCCUGCGACGCCAGGAGCGGAUCCUGCUUUGGAGAGCAUGGCUAUGCUGGGGCUAGGCGAUAUUGUGGUUCCUGGUAUGGUAAUGGGUUUAGCGCUGCGGUUUGACCUUUUCCUCUACUACAAGGCGAAGGCCGCUCGGUUGGAGAGAUCUGAAAAAAUCCCAUAUGUCAGCGCCACUGGUCGUUGGGGUGAGCGUUUCUGGACAACGUGGUUCACAUCCACAUCCAGAUAUGAGCCUAUCGUUUUCCCCCAGCGCCUGGAUGGGAAGCUUACGUCACACGAAGCAAAGAACUUCCCCAAAACAUACUUCCAUGCGAGUAUUGUUGGGUAUGUGAUUGGCAUGCUGGCUACCCUGUUGGCAAUGCAGAUCUCCCAUCAUGCCCAACCUGCUCUUCUCUAUCUUGUCCCAUGUGUGCUUGGAUCUUUGUGGAUACCUGCCCUCGUGAAAGGUGAUAUCACUGAGAUGUGGAAUUUCUCCGAUGUGGUUGAGGAGGAAGAGGAAAACGAGGCGGAGAAGGGGAAGGAUUCGGGCGAUAAGAGUGAGAAGAAGGAGGAGAAAGAAACCAUUUCCCCAUCUGGAAUCAUCCGUAGGAUGUUUUUCGAGCGUGAUACUUCCAAAGCACCGGCCUCCGCAUCCUCACCCUCUUCCUCAGCUACGAAAUGGCCUGAACCCACCAAGGACAGCAGCGAAAAGAACGACGAUAAGACCAAGAAACCCGCAACAAAUGAAACUUCCAAGUCUAUAAGCCUAUUUUCACUUUCCAUUUCCAUCCCCAAGUCAAAACUGCAACCGGGAAAAGAUACCUCCUCCUCCUCUGCGACCACCAACAGCGAAGAAGAACAUGCGGAGAACGAUUCAAAGACAGCAAAUGAAACUAAACAAGAACAACAACAGCAACAAGAUGAAGACCUCGACGGCUCCGAUCAGGAAAGCGAACCCUCUUCAUCCUCCUCCUCUACACCCGUCCUUGUAGGUGCUAAUCCUGAUGCGGACGUCAAAGAGCCAGCGCUGAAGAAGCGAAGAACGUAGGGGAUAUAUGGCUAUGACUUUAUCCAUUUUUGUUUUUUGUUUUUGUGUGUGCGUGUGUGUGUGUGUCUGGGCUAUUUUAUAUAUGGUAUAUGGUAUGGUAUGUAAGAGAGAUAUAUGAAUGUUUAAUAAUUGUUGCCUUCUCCUUUUUUAUUUUAUUUUAUUUUAUUCUAUUUUAUUUUUUUGCAGUGGAUUCGAUUCGAUUGUUUUCAUUCAAUGGGUCUUACAGGCGUUUGGGUAGGAUAGGAAACCCCAUAGGGAUGGAUUGCGGAAGGGUUAUAACGGUGUUAUUUUGACUGGGUUUGAUGAUCUAUGUUAAUACCCGUUUUACGCAUACAUUCAGUUGUGAUGACUAGAUAUUCCCCCGUCGCUGUACAGUUACUUCUCUCUGGCCUUUGCCCUCACAUUUUAUCCUUGGUGAUAGAUAGGAUUCGACGUGCUAGAGAUAAAUGGGGAGAUGGGUAACUAAUACAACCAGUUUCUGCUUGGUCCUGGCUUCCUCGGCCCUCGAGGGAAACAUAUCUCUAUCCAGUUCUCGCUGAAUACAUGAUGUGAUAUGUUGAGUGGAUGGAAGGAGAGAAAAGAGAACCGGAGUUACGGGGAACCAUAACGUUCGGCUCCCUGGUUAGCUCAUGAGUUGUUUACGCUCACACUUAUCGUGUAUAGCAAGAACUCUAGAAUGAAAAAUGCUCGUGGAUCUAUAAAUGGGCAUGCCAUGCUACAUACAUAUCAAAGUUUCGAAAAAGAUUCCAUUCCA
Molecule: messenger RNA, 3105 nt
Organism: Blastomyces gilchristii SLH14081
Lineage: Eukaryota; Fungi; Ascomycota; Eurotiomycetes; Onygenales; Ajellomycetaceae
Product: minor histocompatibility antigen H13
Exons: 1
Coding region: 318-2351 (677 amino acids)
Biological process (GO): membrane protein proteolysis
Cellular component (GO): lumenal side of endoplasmic reticulum membrane; cytoplasmic side of endoplasmic reticulum membrane; membrane
Molecular function (GO): aspartic endopeptidase activity, intramembrane cleaving
Source: RefSeq, a predicted model, not a curated record